ACAUACGCGGCCACCACGCUUUGUUUGUGUUCACCGUCUCUACCUCUUGAAUGACACCUGCGUUGCGUUCACGUACCCGAGCCUCCCGCCGGAGCCCACCGACAACAUCCCGGCGCGCGGCCACCGCGUUUACGUAACGCGGUUGAUCCUCAGGUGCGAAAUCAUUGACGCGCCCGUCACCUGCGCGGAUUCCUGGACCAAGUAAAUCCGUGUCAGGGUGGCGUUUCCUCGCAGGAGAGAUGAGCCUCUCUCUCUCCCGGCUCCCGUGAAUCGCGCCAGUCAAGGAUCCAGAUGAGCCCGCACCACGGCUCAGGACUCGGCUCUUCUCAAGGACCGCCGCUAGACCCCUCUUCUCCCAAGAUGCACCUGUGAACUGAGGUGGAAAGAUGCCGCGCACCAAGCAGAAUCAUCCGAAGAAUUUAAAAGAUAAAAUCGAAGAAGCACAGAAGGAGCUUAAGGACCCCAAGAGCUCACAGAAAGGGAUCACUGACAGCAGAAGAAAUGCGGAGAGCGUUAAAGGCCUGAAGAGGAAAAAGGUUGUUGGGGAGAACCAGUUAAAGAAAAUUCCAAAAUCUCCGGUGAAGAAACCUCUGAAGCAGAAGCCCCCUGAGGAUACGCACCAUGUGACAUCUAAAGAAACCAUCCCUUCUUGCUCUACCAGCAGUCCUUCCCAAAACUCGCCCUCAAGCGGUGCAAAGGUCGAUCCACAACAUGUCCACCCCGUCGCUCCAACACCUGAUGAAGGUGAUUCUUCUGCUGAGCGGGACAGGGUGAAGCAAGAGGAUGUGCCCUCAAGUCCAGCAAACCUUUAUGAGAGUGCUGCAACUUCACUAAGCGUUUCUCAUACAGCCACCAGUGAGAGCGAACGCCCCGAAGGGGAUCUUCCGCAAGCGAGUGCCCCGCUCGAUGUCUUACUGCGGGCCAUGGAGUCUGAUUUGAGUAUUCUGGCUGAGAGGAAAAAGCAGCUCACGACCAUUGGUAAACCUUACUCGUUUGCAGCUCAACCCAGUGGUGGGGUCACAAAUAUGUCGGCGCUGAAUGUGGGUCUGCAGACUCCACACAUGCAGACGUACUACAUCGACAAACAAGGCAACUUCAUUGGCAUUGCACCACCACUUCAGUCGAAUGUGCAGGCACCCUUACAGGGCGGCCCACUCCAGCCCCCACCCAUUCCCCAACACUUCAUGCCUGUAGUCUCAAAUCCAGAACAACCAAGAUUGCACAUGAGCAUUAAUGCUGGACCAGCCACGAUCACUCACACGCCCAUUCCCCCAAGCUCUAAGAUUCUACCGCAAAGCCAACCCCCGGUGGUGCAGACAUGCCAGUCCAUCUCAGCCAGCGUUCCCAGCACCAUUCAAGUUCCAGUGACGCCUGGCACCAACCAGGUUCAGGUGGCAACCGUGAUGAACAUUGGUGUCGACCAGGUCUCCAAGGACCAAAAGCCGAAGAAGCAAGGAAAGUAUGUCUGCGAGUACUGCAGUCGAGCGUGUGCAAAACCGAGUGUGCUGCUCAAGCACAUCAGGUCUCACACAGGUGAAAGGCCAUACCCUUGUGUCACUUGUGGCUUCUCUUUCAAAACCAAAAGCAACUUGUACAAGCACAAGAAAUCACACGCCCACGCUAUAAAACUGGGUCUGAUUGCACGCUCCGAAUCAGGUGGAGGAUCACUUUCACAGGAAUCAGAUAAAGCUGUCGGGACGCAUUCUGAGGCGGAAGAUAGUGGCGACAGCGACGAGGAUGGGAGCACUGUGGAACAUGACCCUGAAUCCUCUCAGGGAAGUGUUGCAACUUUGUCUGAGAAGAGCUUACAGUGUGCUGCCACCACACAAGUGGAAGUAGACUCUUCAUUGGAGUCAAUGAAACCAGCACUCGUCCAGCGUGCUCAUGAACCCAAAGUGACCGCUGCACUUCCAAAAGUUGUUGUCUAUCCAGUUAAUGUCUCACCUCUCAGGGCAGACAGCCCAAGGGUAACGGGGUCAGCCCCUGAGCAGACAGCGGCCCAACGGCAACGAGAGUUUCAGGUGGCCAAUCUACGAACAAACAUAACAGUCCUGUCAUCUCUGAAGGAAGUGGAAGGUACAAAUCCUGCGCUAGAAACUGUAAGUGAAGAUGAAGACCAACAGUGCAAGUCCCCCCUGCUCGGGGGCCACGGUCAGCUUCAGAGGCAACAAGCAACUGAUUUUUCGCAACAGCAACAAGCAAAGUGUUUGUUAAGUCCACGCAGUUUGGGAAGUACCGAUUCAGGCUACUUCUCUCGCUCUGAAAGUGCAGAUCAGGCCAUGAGUCCGCCAAGUCCAUUUGUCAAGAUAACGCCGCCAGGAGAAACUGACAUAACAAAGAAUGGACUCGUCAACGUCUCUCCUGUUGUGGCUACAGUCAUGCAUGUAACAACUGAGAGGAAGACGCAAGCUACUGAAGGGCAGAUGCGCCCCCCAUUGGAAGCAAAAGCGCUGUCCCUGGAAGAGCGAAUCUCGAAGCUAAUAUCGGACAAUGAAGCAGUAGUUGACAACAAGCAGCUUGAUAGUGUAAAACCGAGACGAACAUCACUUUCCAGAAGAGGUAGCAUUGAUUCACCAAAAUCAUACAUAUUUAAAGACUCUUUUCAGUUUGAUCUGAAGCCAAUGGGAAGGAGGUCCAGCUCCAGCUCAGACAUCCCAAAGUCCCCCUUCACUCCAACAGAUAAAUCGAAGCCCGUGUUCCUUUUAUCUGUUCCAUCUCAAUAUCCCCCGAUGGACUGUUUGCCAAUUACAAGAAGUAACUCGAUGCCAACCACGCCAGGAAAUUCCGCUCUUCCACUCAGCAUCGCCCAUCUUCCACAUCCUUUGCGAAUCUGUCACUCAUUUGAUGAGAAAAUAAGUUCGUUGAAUGAUGAUGUUUUUUCAUCCGCUCCCACCACCCCAAAUCCAGCAAUACAUUCACGCACCUUGGUCAGACAAUCUGCCGUUGUGGAGGACUUUUCCACGGGCGAGGGACACAUGCUUCCCUCUGUACGUUCCAUGGAAGACGGUUACCAUGUUUACAGUAAUUCUACAGAGAUCAUGCAGCGGAGCCGAUCUUUCGAGUUUGGCCAGGAAAGGCAGAGGAAGCCACUGCAGAACAAAGGUACUAUGUAUGAAUGUGAAACUUGUCGGAACAGGUACAGGAAAUUGGAGAAUUUUGAAACGCACAAAAAAUUCUAUUGUUCAGAGCUUCACGGGCCAAAGAACAAGCCCAAUGUUGUGAAAGAAACAGAUCAGGAUGUCUUUCAGGUUACUGUACAACAACAGCUGAUUUCUAGAUCGGGAUCAGGAACACUGGAGCAACAGACAUCGAUAAGGAAAAGGAGGAAAAUGAAAAGUGUUGGAGAUGAGGAUGAUCAGUCUCCGACUGAAACGAAACCACCGUGUUCAGUUAGUUUUGAUUCAUGUCAACUGCAGACCUCACUGACCAAUCCGGCAAUGCCUCAGCAUGCGGUUAUUGUCGACCAGCAUAAGAACAACCCGCUUAAACAGCCUCAAAUUCAGCUCCUGUCAAGAGGCUCAAGCAGUACAGAAUCCAGACUGUCACCAAUACGAGAGACUCAAAUCAGCAGCUCACCUAAAGGGGAAAUGCAACGACAGGGCAGUGGUACUUCAGUCAUCAGACACACUAAUUCUUUAAGUCGGCCAAGUUCUUUCGAGACAGAAACUAUUGAAAGAGUUUCUUCCAUUGAGAUCAAGGAAAAGGAGCUCCUGAACAAGCCUAAAGGGGAGAACACAGUUUCUGAUAGCUACCCAGAAAACAUCUCAAAUCCAAAAAGUACAAACUAUGGAAGGGAACGAAUGGGGCAAAGCGUUGAGGAGAACUCGCCAGUAACAGCCGGUGAGCACACAACUCCCGUACACCAAUCCCGUCUCGUGCGUCAAAACAACAUCCAGGUGCCUGAGAUUUUGGUCACAGAAGAUUCGGAUAGGGAGCAUGAAACACAGACAUCUGAGUCAACAGAAAAACCUGUGGAUCAGUUUAACUGGCCUCAAAGAAGCGAGAGUUUGUCAAAGUUACCAACAGAGAAACUUCCUCCUAAAAAGAAAAGAAUCCGUCUGGCACAAAUGGACCACUCCUCUGGGGAUUCCAGCUUUGAGUCGAGUCUUUCUCGUAGCCUCAGUCGAGACAGUAGUCUCUCACGCUGUUCUAGCAUCUCUGCGUCUUUUGACAGAGAUGAGCCAUCCAGAUCUGAAAGUCCUCUAAGAGUGGAGUGUGUCAGCAAAACGGCUGAGCCUCAGGGGCAGCCAACAGCCUUCAACACCCUGGGUGUGCCAGGAAUAAUGAGGCGUGCUGCAUCUGAACAGAUCACUUGCACCCAACCGUCGGUGGAAAUUUCAUGUGACUACCGGAGCAAGUCCUUUGACUGUGGAAAUGUCUCACCCAGAAGAUCUCCGUCACCUGUUCCGCAGGCAAAAAGUGGACAAGUAAACCAAGUUCCCUUAAUUGAAAGGCGGCGCGGCCCAUUGGUCCGACAAAUGUCUUUGAAGAUCGGCCCAGAGAGUCAGCAGUCGAUUCAGAAACCGGUCCUACCCCACGAUAAGACCUCGUUCACAAAUAUUAGUUCCUUCAACCAGUACAGAUCCCAACAAAUUCACAUUGCCAACAGGCGGACUGUAGCCCAGCCUUUCGUCCUACAGUCUGGAGAACUGCCCUUACAGAAGAAUGAAAAAAUGGUGCAGAGCAUCAAUUUGGGGAGCCCAACUCAACAGCCUCAAAUUCACGGACUUCCGCACCCUUGGCAUCAGACCUCCAGAGUUCAAAUAAGCCAGAAGGUACAACCAUUGAACCAGAUAUUUGUUUGCCGAGAAAAUGUACAAAGCAAGCAAACAGACCCGCAAGAAAGCAAAUCUUUAGUGCCCAAAUACCAACUCCAGUGCCCUGCUUUGAGAGCAAGCCAAACAUUUACCUUUUCACAUGGAACUCAGCUGACCAUGCCAAUCUUAACCAUCCCAAUUGCCAAUCCAGUUCUGAGUGUUUCAAAGUCCUCAGACAGACACAAGAAUGUAUACAAUGCGCAUCCAAAUCAAUUGGCGCCUGAGACAAAAAUCGUUUUCCCAAGCGAAAUGCAGAGGGAUCAAUUUGAUCAGUCACAAUCCGGUGUUAAAACACUGCCACAAAUACUUAUAACCCAUGAACAAAUGCAGUCGGCUCCUGCGAUCUCAUACAAGAACAGUCUCUCUCCCUCUCAGGGUGGAGAAGAUGAUAAUCACACACUUGGCAGUCAGAACAAUUCCACAGAGGGAGCAUCUAGUCUUGAGUCUACAACUUGCACACCCAAAAUGGCGUCUGUAAAUCUUUGUCCCCAGCAAGAACCCACCGCCUCCAGCAAAAGAAUGUUGUCACCCGCCAACAGCUUGGACAUUUACAUGGAAAAGCACCAGAAACGUGCCAAGGAUGAACACGGGGUAGCCUGUCUGACAGAUGGCAGGUCGGUCAGUUAUCUGCACUCCAAGAUGGCAGAGGUGACUCGCCAGAGGAAACUAACACUUGUUAGACAGGUCUGCACCACAGAGCCAGUCGACAGCCCCAUUGAAUCUGACGCCCCCCCACUGCCACAAGUUACAGGGGACCAAGAGAAGGACUCGGAGGCUACAGAUGAUGUCAAACCAAUGUCACCUGACUGUACUCGGGUGGAGAAAAACACAAGCAUCGUCAUCCCUGAGAUCUUGAACACACCAAGCGAGCAGAACAAUGCGAAUCCUGCAACUCAUCUUAAACCUCUCGAAAAAUCGGACGAGCAAAGAUGGACUCCAAGCAAAUCCCCUAUUAGGCCCUCCAGUUUCCAGAGUGGGCAAGUAAAACUGACGGCGUCCGUUUCUGUGGUCAACACCAAAGACAGUCAUCGCCUGUCUUUCCCCAGCUUGAAGACCACCACCACUUACACAUGGUGCUUCUUGAUGAAGAGGAAGCCCAUCCACGUGCCCCAGACGGAUCUAAAGACCUCCGCGUAUGCUUCCUGGGCAGUAAGCCCAAACAACCCAAACCCACUUGGCUUGCCCACCAAGGUCGUCAUGGCUCUGUUUGACUCGAAGCAAAGCUCCAAAAAAAUACAUUACACCUCAGCCAUAAGGACGUCGGGAAAAUCGGAUAUCGUGUCGUACUCAGGCAAACUAAAAGACGUCAUGCCAAGGGUGCCAGUGACCAAAAGACCUGUAUCAGCAGAGAGCAGAAGUAAAGUCCAACCUGAAACUCAGACCAGCAACGAGUCUGAGAAGGACAGCAGCUCCUCCAAGCAAGAACCAAGACGGGUCAAAAUAUUCGAUGGCGGAUACAAAUCCAAUGAAGAAUACGUCUACGUACGAGGUCGGGGCCGUGGUAAAUACAUCUGCGAGGAGUGUGGGAUUCGCUGCAAGAAGCCGAGCAUGCUGCGCAAACAUAUUCGCACCCACUCGGAUGUACGGCCGUACCACUGUGUCCACUGCAACUUCUCCUUCAAGACAAAAGGAAAUCUGACCAAGCAUAUGAAGUCUAAGGCUCACAGUAAGAAGUGCUUGGAGAUGGGGGUGCCAGCAGGACUCAUUGAAGAUCAGGAGGCUGAAGACUCAGGUGACCGCAGUCAUGUAAGCAGCGCUGACCGUCAGGACUCAGACGGGGAUGAUUCCGAGGGUCCGGACGAUGAGGAGAACGAUGACAACGAAGAAGAGGAAGAAGACAGCCAGGCAGAAUCUGGCUUGUCCACUAACCCGUCUGUCUCUGCCAGCCCUCAGCACGUCACCUCCAAAGACGCUGAAGUCCCGCCGAGUGCCCUGCUGGCCCAGAUGUCCAUCAGCUCAGUUUCUCUCGCGCUGUCUCAGACUCAGCCUCCUGAGUUUCACACAUCUGACUCCGAGUCUGUCCCAAUGAUGAGCCCAGUGUCCCUGAGCAAGCAAAUGUCCAUCCCCAGACCCUUUUAUAGCUCAGCUCCCCACCCCACCUCGCCUCCGCCCAUCCCUGGCACGUCUGACUCCUACACCUCAGACACAGAAUCGGUGCACAUGAUGAGCCCGGUGUCACCCUGCAGACAGAUGUCCAUCGACUAUCCCGACUUUGACGUCCCCCCCAGUCCCCCAGUGCCAGGCAAAGGCUUCAAGCUUGGCCAGGGCACCUCCUCUGCACCUCCGACUGUUCCAGCCAGUGACUCCGGAAUGCCAGUCGACCGCAGCACUCAGACCUCCUCCUUUCCUUCUCAGAGUGCCAUCCAGUUUCCAUCUCACAACAUCUCCCAAGUACCGGAGACCCAGACGCACUUGUUCAGUCACCUUCCCCGGCACUCGCAGCAACCAAUUCACAACGCCUACAGCAUGGUCCCUGUUGGUGGGAUACAACUGGUACCCACUGGUCUGGCAGCGUAUUCAACCUUUGUGCCCAUCCAAGCUGGCCCAGUCCAACUUACAAUCCCGGCGGUGAGCGUCAUUCACAGGAACACGUCCCCAUUGCCGCCCUCCAUCACGCCACCCCAACCAGAAGGAUUGCAGAGCCAACCCUUGGUGGUCCAGGAGCCCAUCAGCAGUGUCCUGCCGUGCUUCCCUCUGGGUCAGGUGGCUGGAUUGCAAGGCUCCACAGUGCAGUCAGUGGGACUUGAGACGUUGAACCUCAUGGGUUUGACGAACACUGGCGUGGGGUCUACCCAGCUUUUACCCCAACAAGGGCUCACCCUCGGUGCUACCCUGGGCCUUCAGGUUUUAGCGGCAAACCCCACCAGCCAGUGCAGCAACAGCACCCAGACCCAUGUCCCAGGCUUGCAAAUAGUCAACAUCGCCCUUCCUGCACUUAUCCCCUCACUGAGCCCCCUGUCCACACUCAGCCCUCUACCUGUUGCCUCUGACAGACAAGGAAGCCCGGACACGUUUGGAGCACAACCACCCCAAACAGAAACGGCUUCCUCGAGCCGUGUGACUGCUUCGCCUCCUGAUUCCUCUGUCAUAAGCAGCCCUCCAGAACUGACUGCCGGCAGAAGGUCAAGCCCUGAAGGGAGCAGCGAUGCAGAGCCCAGAGAAACUGUGGAAAGGCACAAGCGGGAAAAAUCCCCAAAGCAAAACACAGCACCAAAACCUCAAGUGGAAAGUGGAAAAGACUCUCCAGCUGAAGGAACUAGUGACCCCACAGCAACCAGACCACCAGCAGGGGUCGGCUGGCAGAAGGCGAACGAAGACUUCAACGAGGCAUCCAGUGACGAUGAGGACAGACUGGUGAUUGCCACCUGAACUGUCGUGGAAAAAAAAGCUCUUUGUUUAUUUUUUUGUAAUUUUUGUCACUUUGUACGACUGAAAACACUUCGGGGGGCGGCGCUCCUUCGCGCACCCCCCCCUUCAAAGCACAGAUGCUGACAUUCAUUCUUGUAUGUGCAAUUCUGAAAGAUUAUAAUAAUGACCAAUCAUUUUAUUUUUACCUUUGUGUCAGCUCACAAACAUUCUUUUGUACAUGUUGUAUAGACAAUUGUGCCUUUAUGGAAUAUCUCGUUACAAAACUGUAAAUACUUCCUUACAACUGUAGUCGCUCGUGUUUAUUCCCAAAACUAGAGGCAAAACAGUGACAGAAGAUUUUAUGAUAGAGGUCAUUCGUAAAUUUAUGGAAUCAUAAAUGUCGUGCUGGUAUAUGUACAUUUCUAUGGAUUAUGGGGCAAUGUUUUUGUGUACAGAUGUUGUGUUCAACUAUUUAUUACCAUUCAUCUAGUGCCCACUAUGAUCGCUGAGUUCAUACGUCUGUGCAUUAUGGUAGCUUCACAUUGCUGUAUCAAUAUUAUUAAAUGUAUCAGUAAAAACCUGUUUACAAGCAUCAAAGGUAUAUGUGUUAC
Molecule: messenger RNA, 8776 nt
Organism: Synchiropus splendidus (mandarinfish)
Lineage: Eukaryota; Metazoa; Chordata; Actinopteri; Syngnathiformes; Callionymidae
Gene: hivep1
Product: HIVEP zinc finger 1
Exons: 9
Coding region: 387-8186 (2599 amino acids)
Biological process (GO): regulation of transcription by RNA polymerase II
Cellular component (GO): nucleus
Molecular function (GO): DNA-binding transcription factor activity, RNA polymerase II-specific; RNA polymerase II cis-regulatory region sequence-specific DNA binding; zinc ion binding
Source: RefSeq, a predicted model, not a curated record